Messenger RNA from Nothoprocta perdicaria, 3423 nucleotides. RefSeq lists its product as uncharacterized. The coding region runs from base 1 to 3423 and encodes 1140 amino acids. The record is from RefSeq and is a predicted model, not a curated record. The transcript is spliced from 4 exons. NCBI's taxonomy places the organism in Eukaryota, Metazoa, Chordata, Aves, Tinamiformes, Tinamidae.
AUGGAGUGCAAUAAGCGUGUGGGUGCAUCAGCAGAAGAGGAGAAGAGAAGGCCAGAGGGUGAGGAAGAUAAUACUAGAGAUGCUGGCACUAGCGUUGUCAGUGAAGAGCUGGAUUUGGUACAAAGGUAUCUUACCUGCUUGCCUGAAAGAUACAGGGAAGCAAAAUUCGCCUUGGCUGCGUAUCUCACCUGCUGGCUAGUGAUGAAACUCUGCAAGAAAGCCUGUGAGAAAAGACUCUCUGCUUCUGAAAAGACUCCAGAACCAGUUGAAAACUACGUCAGUGAAGGAGAGUUUGAGGAUGAUCUGAGCUCUUCCACCCCUAGCACACAAGAGCUGGAGAUACGUGGAUCAAGCCAAGAAACAGAUGAAGAUUAUUUUGAGACCCUAUCACAUCAGAGUGAAUCUUUGUCUGAUGUAAAAACUGAGCCUUAUGAGAGUGCAUCAGAAACAGAAUCUGUUGCCAGUGAUUUAACUGGGGAAACUUGCUUGGAUUCAAAUUGUCUCUCUGCUGAAAAAAAAGAUCUCUGCUGUAGUCUUUCUAAAGCAAAGGUAGACACAACUAAUGAACCUAAGUGCUCGAGGCACCCGGAAUUUAGGCAGCAGGUGCAGUUAGAAGCGUCUUCCAAAAUAAAAGCAACACCAAGGAAAAAUGAAUUUCACAUACAAAUGUCAAAGUCAGAAGGUGAAGAAGAGGGCGAUGAAAAACAAACAUUAACUAGUGUUAUUUCCAACCUAGAGAACAAAGUGAGUCAACAGAACAUUGUAUCAAAGACAGACAAAAAGGUGAUAGUAGAAGGAUUGCAAGCUAAAGCAGAGUUUGAAAGCAGUACAGUGCAAUCCUGUGUCGACUCAGUACUUGCUGAAGAUGCUGUUGCAAGACAGAAAAAACAGUCUGCAGCAUUAAGUAUUGCUUGUUUCAAAGCAAGCUCCGAAAGUUGUUUGAUUUUUCCUGAGGUACAGAAACUUCCUUUCCAGUCAGAUGCAGCACCAAGCUGUAGUUUGCCUAAUAUUCAUUUUGAAACAAAUGGAACUUACGAUGGGAGUCACGCUGGGGCAUCUGAGUAUAAAUGUGAGCUAGGUCCUUUGUCCAGUAUAAAAUGUCAUAGGGAGAACUUGGUUAAUAGUGAUGAAAUCACAUGUAAAAGGAUAAAACAAGGAAGCACGGAGGCCAUGUUGGCAUCAGAUUCGUUCUUUCACCAGAGCCACCUCAAAUCAAAAUCUCAGCCACCACUCAUUCGACCAGAGAUUGCAGAAAGGAAGACAUGGCAUAGUGUACCUGAAAAUAUAAGUGCUCUGAAUAUGGGAGAGUAUGUGGGGGAUUGUUAUCAUCUAACAGAUAAAUUUAGGUGGUCAUGUUCCAGAAUACAUCUUCAAGGACUAGAUUUUGAAUAUGCUUCAAAAAACUUAGAAAGGGUAGCGAUCAGCCCUGAAAAAGCCGUAAAAGUAGAUGGCGAAUCUGGCAUAAAAAGAUCCCUUCUUAAUACCAGCAAAGAUUUAAAUGGAGAUCAGCUUUCUCAACCAGCAGAUUCACACCAAUAUGUGGAUUGUAAUUUGCACUCUAAAUCAGAGACAUGUGGCCUUAGCCCAGAAACAGCAGAUACAUGUGCUGAGAGCUCAUCUUCAGCAUGGAGAAAUGCUGAUGUGUGUGAUCCAAAACAAAAAGAGACUUCUUCUGCCCUGGCUUGUGAGCCGGUGAUCAUAAAUGCUGAAGAACUAGUGAAAAAUGAUCAGUACAAAUCUGAGAAGGAUCUGGAAGCAUGCAGAUUCCCUUGUGAUAUUAAUGCUGAAUCUGGCAUUGGUGACACUGACAAUGCAGUGUCCUGUCUUGUAGGUUUUCCUGAUGUUGCAGAAAACAGAGAUUGGGGUUAUUCUGUGAACUACGUUUCCCCAGGUAGAAAGCCACAGAACACAUUGGAGGACAGUGGCCUUGAUGGCCUUGAUUCUCAGUUGUCAGGUAGAGAGGUCAUGGUAGAGAAAAGAGGGUUAAAGGCUACUUCUAACAUUCUCUUUGGUUGGAAAGCCCUGGAAACUACAUUGCAACCAGGUGGCAGUGACACUAGAGCAAAGCACAAAGAUUCAAUGCAGCAAAAUACAAGUUGUAAAACCGGUGCCUUAAGUUGUUGCUCUGAGCAAGUAACAAAUGAACAUCCUACUUUUCAAAGAAAGGAUGAGGACAGUGUCUUUGCUCUUGAAAUGACUCCCAGUUCAGAUUAUAUAGAUCAGGGAAAGCAUUUAAUGAAUUUUCCAGAGGUAAAGCCUGCCUUGAUUAUAGUAUCUGUAGAGCAGAAAGGAUUGCAGUCCAAGACACUGAAUGAUGACCUUUCUACUGAAACAGUAACCAGAACACGGAGAGACCUGGUGAGCAGUGAUUUGGUGUCUCCUCAUAUUGUCAGCAAACCUCAUGAUGAUCCAGAAAGAGUUCUGAAUAAAUGCUGUAGCUGCAAAGAGCAAAUUCUAUCCAUAUACCCCUUUCCUAGUGGUGCAGAGGUGCUCUCUGCUUGGGAUACGGCUGAAAUAAAAUCAGAAGUUUCACAACAGAAAUUGGAGAAAACAGAUUUGGUUUCAUCCUUAGGUUUCAGCUGUAGUAAUUGCACAGUAACAAGUGGAAAGGUGGAAUUUGGAAGUGUUAAUUUACCUUUGGACAAUGAUAUACUUGUUGCAGAAGACAGAGCAGAUGAAAGCAGUGAAGCACUCCUGAAAUCCCAUAGCAGAACUGCCAUAAGGACUUCUGAGGUUGAGCCCCACAGAACAAGGACGCAUUCUGAGUUAGAAUUGAAAAAGUCAUGGACUGAAACAAGAGAUGACCAGGUGACCAAGGAAAAGGAAUUCAAGGUACAUCAAGGUAGAGAGGAAGACAAAUGUAUAACCACUGCAGUAGCACUGGAAGAGGACGGUGUAAGCAAUCUAUAUGAGGGAGAUGGUGCUGAUGAUGACCUUCAAGGCCCCAACAUCACCUGCAAACAAGGAACAGGCAUGGAAACAACUAAAGGCUGUUAUGGUUCAAAGGAACAAAUAAAUAUUUAUGAAGAUCCUUCUACUAGAGAAAGAAAAGGGGGGGAUGCUAUGGAAGACACAGCCAGCAAAGACAAUGCACUGAAUCUGGAUGUGCCCGAUGUCUUUAACUGUUCUGGGAAAAGGGAGAACCAUAAUGUCUGCAGACUAGGCCUGGAUAACAUAAGCAUGUGCAGCACCAACAGUGAGGAGAUGGAUGAAAGCUCCUGCCACAUCCUGGGAAGUAACAGCAGUCUCCAUAAAGCUGUGCAAAAAACAACAAAGAAUGGGAAUACUGGGAGAUCUCCCAGGUUUUUGGUUUUUUCAAAAAUGACCUCUUUCAGGAAAACAAAGCCUGCUACGGCAGAAAGUCAAGGAAGCAGCAGCUUCUUUGGUAUCAAGUUUCCACAGGAAGGAAAGCUAUGGGUCUGA